ACGGCAGGAAGCAUUUGAGGAAGUAGCUCUGGGCCGGCUGCGAGGGGAUCCCGCGCUUUCAUGUCCUUGGCUGGCGUUCCUGGCGGCCCGAGGCCCUGCAGGCAGAGUUAGCCCAUCAGUAUGAGCUGGUCACCUUCCCUGCCAACCCAGACAUGCGGGGCCUGGGAAAUGAAAGAGCGGCUCGGGACAGGGGGAUUUGGAAACGUCAUCCGGUGGCACAAUCGGGAGACAAGUGAACAAAUCGCAAUCAAGCAGUGCCGACAGGAACUCAGCCCAAAGAACCGAGAUCGCUGGUGUCUAGAGAUCCAGAUCAUGAGAAGGCUGAACCAUCCCAAUGUAGUGGCUGCCCGGGAUGUCCCUGAGGGGAUGCAGAACUUGGCACCCAAUGAUUUGCCUUUACUCGCCAUGGAGUACUGCCAAGGAGGAGAUCUCCGAAAGUAUUUAAACCAGUUUGAGAACUGCUGUGGCCUUCGGGAAGGAGCCAUCCUUACUCUGCUGAGUGACAUUGCAUCUGCACUUAGAUACCUUCAUGAAAACAGAAUCAUCCAUCGAGAUCUGAAGCCAGAAAACAUUGUUCUGCAGCAAGGAGAGCAAAGAUUAAUACACAAAAUUAUUGAUCUAGGAUAUGCCAAGGAACUGGAUCAGGGAAGUCUGUGCACAUCCUUUGUGGGGACCCUGCAAUACCUGGCCCCAGAGCUGCUGGAGCAACAAAAAUACACUGUGACUGUUGACUACUGGAGCUUUGGCACCUUAGCCUUUGAAUGCAUCACUGGCUUCCGACCAUUCCUCCCUAACUGGCAGCCUGUGCAAUGGCAUAACAAAGUACGUCAGAAGAGUGAAGUGGACAUUGUUGUUAGUGAAGACUUGAAUGGAGCAGUAAAGUUUUCAAGUUCUUUACCCUACCCCAAUAAUCUUAACAGGGUCUUGGCUGAGCGUCUGGAAAAGUGGCUGCAGUUGAUGCUCAUGUGGCACCCCCGCCAAAGGGGCACAGACCCCCAGUACGGUCCCAAUGGCUGCUUUAGGGCCCUGGAUGACAUCUUAAACUUGAAGCUGGUUCAUAUCUUGAACAUGGUCACAGGCACCAUUCAUACAUACUCUGUGACUGAGGAUGAGAGUCUGCAGAGCUUAAAAGCCAAAAUCCAGGAAGACACGGGAAUCCUGGAGAAGGACCAGGAACUGCUACAAGAAGCAGGUCUGGCACUGCUACCGGACAAGCCUGCUGCUCAGUGUAUUUCAGAUGUCAAGAUAAAUGAGGGCCGCACAUUGGACAUGGAUCUUGUUUUUCUCUUUGACAACAGUAAAAUCACCUAUGAGACUCAGAUCACCCCACGACCACAACCUGAAAGUGUCAGCUGUAUCCUUCAGGAGCCCAAGCGGAACCUCUCUUUCUUCCAGCUGAGGAAAGUGUGGGGCCAGGUCUGGCACAGCAUCCAAACCCUGAAGGAAGACUGCAACCGACUACAGCAGGGACAGCGAGCUGCCAUGAUGAAUCUCCUUCGGAAUAACAGCUGCCUCUCCAAGAUGAAGAACUCCAUGGCCUCCAUGGCCCAGCAACUCAAGGCCAAGUUGGAUUUCUUUAAGAGCAGCAUCCAGAUUGACCUGGAGAAGUACAGUGAGCAGACUGAGUUUGGGAUCACAUCAGAUAAACUGCUGCUGGCCUGGAGGGAAAUGGAACAGGCUGUGGAGCUGUGUGGGCGGCUUUUCCAUCAGGAGAACGACGUGAAGCAUCUGGUGGAGAGGAUGAUGGCUCUGCAGACUGACAUCGUCGACUUACAGAGGAGUCCAAUGGGACGGAAGCAGGGGGGCACUCUGGACGACCUAGAAGAACAAGCAAGGGAACUUUACAGGAGACUAAGGGAAAAGCCAAGAGACCAAAGGACAGAUGGUGACAGUCAGGAAAUGGUGCGGCUGCUCCUUCAGGCAAUCCAAGGCUUUGAGAAGAAAGUGCGAGUGAUUUAUACACAGCUCAGUAAAACCAUGGUUUGUAAGCAGAAGGCACUGGAAUUGCUGCCCAAGGUAGAAGAGGUGGUGAGUCUAAUGAAUGAAGAUGAAAAGACUGUCGUCCGGCUUCAGGAGAAGCGGCAGAAGGAGCUCUGGAACCUCCUGAAGAUCGCUUGUAGCAAGGUCCGAGGUCCCGUCAGCGGAAGCCCAGACAGCAUGAAUGCUUCUCGACUCAGUCACCCUGGCCAGCUAAUGUCCCAACCUUCCAGUGCCUGUGACAGCUUACCUGAGUCAGCCAAGAAAAGAUAGUUAAAAGCAGCUCCUGUUGGCUUGUCUCCAAACAUGGGAAGGAGAUGGAUGAUGGCCUAUGGUGGAUGUAGAGAGGUUUCAUCUGAUUGGUAAUGGGUACAGGGUUUAUUUGGAGAGUGAUAAUAAUUUUUUGUGAUUAUACAUAGUAAUGACUGUACAACUCUGUACAUAUGCUAAAGUUGUUACAAUGUGAACAGGCAAACUAUAACAUAUAAAUUAUGUAGCAAUAAAGCUAUUUUGAAAACUCCUAAUUCUUGAUCCUGGGGAGUGUAUAUAUAGCAUGUUUGUUAUUUGAUUACACAUUACUAUUGAGUUUUAAUUAUCUCUCCCACAUCUGGAGGACAAUAGCCAAGUCACAUACCUCUCCUUACCUUCUUUAGCUGGCACUGAGCCUGGAGUCUAUCUAGGAGCCCUGGGGAUGUGCUCUUGGUUCUUUUCCACACAGAAUGCCACAUUUUGAGGGAGAAGGGAAUUCUAGAACUCUGUCAUCCUUGGAAGUUUUCUUCCAGUGAUAUCCUCAGAGCUCAGAAAAGUCAGCCUGUGAGCACAGUGGAACUCUUAUCUCUCUGUAUCAUGUAGGUAGUUGAUGAUAGAAAACAGGCAUUUCUUGUUAUAGGAAAAAGAGUGAUCAGUCUAGAGGAAGGACUUUGCACUUCAGUAAAUCUGAAGGAACUAUGGAAGCUUGCAAAUUGCUUGAUUUGGGCUUUUUUUUUCUUUCCAUUUCAAAAUGGAAUGGGGCUAUAGCUUGGUGAUGGAGCACUUGCCUGGGGUGUGCAGGGCCCUGCCCUGGGUUCAAUUCCCAGCAGAAAAAAAAACAAAAAAAUAAUGAGGGAACAUCUUUAGAUUUGGAGAGAAAUUUAGUUACCUUGUAAGUCAAAAAGAAGUCUUUGGACUGGAGAGAUGACUCAACAGUUAAGAGCACUGGCUGCUCUUACAGAGGACCCGGAUUCAGCUCCCAGCACUCACAGGCAUCUUACAAC
Messenger RNA from Nannospalax galili (Upper Galilee mountains blind mole rat), 3230 nucleotides. It is a transcript of the gene Ikbkb, whose product is annotated as inhibitor of nuclear factor kappa B kinase subunit beta. The transcript is spliced from 21 exons. Gene Ontology annotation, cellular component: cytoplasm; IkappaB kinase complex. The coding region runs from base 121 to 2250 and encodes 709 amino acids. NCBI's taxonomy places the organism in Eukaryota, Metazoa, Chordata, Mammalia, Rodentia, Spalacidae. Gene Ontology annotation, molecular function: protein binding; ATP binding; IkappaB kinase activity. Gene Ontology annotation, biological process: peptidyl-serine phosphorylation; tumor necrosis factor-mediated signaling pathway; positive regulation of transcription by RNA polymerase II. The record is from RefSeq and is a predicted model, not a curated record.